AUGCAGAUCCCCGAUGGACUUUACACCGAAGUUGGGCUCUUCUGCGUGUUGCUACGUACUGUCUUCCCAAAGCUCCCACCUGAACAAGGUCUGAGCACGGUGCGUCGUGUGCGACGUUGUCUGAGGGCCCUCCUAGACGUCACAGUGAGUCCCACUCAAGCCUUGGCGUCACGCUGCGUCGCGUCGUGCGAGCUGUCCGCAGCUUUUAUCUUGCGAAGACUCAACACUGGUCACCAGUCCGAAACGCUGCUCAUGCUGCUCGCAACUCUGGCACGAAUCCGGGCCCUACUCUUGCAGACAGUUCCGGUCUUGCCAGCGGCUACGUCCGACCAGAGUCGAACCUUGCCGUCUUCCAGAUCCGACCAGGUUACGGUCCUGGAGGCGGCCAUGCCCGGCCGGGUACUGGAUGGUAACCACCCUGAUUCUGGCCAUUCGAGCCUGGAUCAAGACCUGGGACAGCCUGUGACGCGGCACGAGGUAGCGGUGGCGAAGCUGAAGAGGCUGUACCGUCGCCUGAAGACAGAUGCUAAGAAGCCAUCGUUGCUGAGGAAGACGUGUCUUAGAGGGCUACGGGACAUCAGGGCAGGGCGUAGCUCCUUGCUGGCAGAAGCAAAAAAGAUGCGGGCUGCAGCGAGGAAGGGGCGGUGACGAGAUGGCGAUUGGGAGGGAAAGGUGUUGGCAUUGCAUAUUGUGAAGACUGCGUCCAACGUGUCUGUGGUCGCGUGUCUUUGCAGUGUCGUGGCGGAAGUACAUGCCGAACCUGGGGGUUUCGCUGUUCACCGGCUGGCUGGUCUUUGCCUACUGGGGCUGGCUGCAGAUCGCCCAGAAUGACAAGUUUGUGCCCAAGGAGAACAGGCACACGCCACCGCACACGAUCCUGAUGAACUAUGUGACUUCGCGCUUCACAAAAAAGGAAGUUGCCAAGGCGGCCGACGACGAGCCAAAAAAGUGAGACUGCUCCAGUGUAGUCAGGAUAUGGAUGUGAAGUUAGGAUGUUGAAAUUAUAGACUUGUUCUCCUGUUUUAUGCAUAUGCUUA
Messenger RNA from Ixodes scapularis (black-legged tick), 1037 nucleotides. RefSeq lists its product as uncharacterized. Lineage: Eukaryota; Metazoa; Arthropoda; Arachnida; Ixodida; Ixodidae. The transcript has a single exon. The record is from RefSeq and is a predicted model, not a curated record. The coding region runs from base 1 to 648 and encodes 215 amino acids.